Diospyros lotus (date-plum) is the source of this 1670-nucleotide messenger RNA. RefSeq lists its product as uncharacterized. The record is from RefSeq and is a predicted model, not a curated record. Gene Ontology annotation, molecular function: acetylglucosaminyltransferase activity. The transcript is spliced from 5 exons. Bases 207 to 1670 code for a protein of 487 amino acids. Lineage: Eukaryota; Viridiplantae; Streptophyta; Magnoliopsida; Ericales; Ebenaceae.
UUCAUCACAUGAUCUCUGAUCGUACGUAGUACGUAUUAUCAUUUCAGUUUUUAUCAAAAACUCGGCUUCUCUUCUGGUUCAAUCUCCUUAAUGAAUUCUUCGUUACUACCCCACAUGAAUCUGCUCGUCAGUUCAAACCUUUACUCCUCGUAACUGAUGCUUUCAUUCCCAUCCCAUCUCAUUUCUUUCUAAUCGCUCUUCUCGCCAUGGGGCUGUCUCUGAAUUCUACCACACAAAAACUCAGCAAAUUUUCCGGUGAUAAUUUUGUUUACUCUCUAUGCAAAGUACUGGGUAUUUCAGGAUUGGCUUUCUUCUUGGUUUAUCUGCUUGUUCUAAACCAUUAUUCCACCUGCCCGGCUUCGGAUAUCUUGUCGCCGUUGUAUCGCAUUUGGACGACGCCGGCACCUAAUUCUGAGGUCAGAGAAAAGUUUGCCACCGCCACGAAUAUUAACCACCUCGUGUUUGGGCUCGUGACUUCGGUGAAAACAUGGAAGCCAAGGCGGCCUUUUAUUGAAGCUUGGUGGCGCCCCAACAUAACCCGGGGAUUUCUAUUUCUAGACAAGGCUCCCACCGAUGAGUUGCUUCCAUGGCCGGUAACUUCUCCUCCGUUUGUGAUCUCUGAUGACACGAGAAAACUCGAGGUCGAGUCGAAGCACGUGGCGCCGAUCAUGGUGCGGAUGGUGCACGCCAUUUGGGAGACGUUCAGAGAGGGCGGCGAGGGGGUGAGGUGGUACAUAAUGGGCUUCGAUGACUCAGUCUUCAUGCCUGAGAAUUGGGUGCAUGUUUUGUCCAAGUAUGAUCAUACCAAAUACUAUUACAUCGGUGGCUACUCUGAAACUUCUAUUUCGAAUCUGUGGUACUCGUUCGAACAGGCGUUUGGCGGUGGUGGAUUCGCCUUGAGUUAUCCCUUGGCAGCUGCAAUGGUGAAGGAUUUGGAAGGUUGCAUUAGGAGAUAUCCCUAUGUUAGAUCACACGACACAAUUGUACAGUAUUGUGUCAAUGAAUUGGGAGUUUCUCUUACUGUGGAGCCAGGCGUUCAUCAGAUUGAUCUUGUUGGCGACAUAUCAGGUUUCCUCUCAGCCCAUCCACAGUCUCCUUUGCUAUCUCUCCACCACCUUGAUUACACAAACCCUAUCUUCCCUUCCAUGGACGUCUUCCAAUCCACAACACACCUCAUGAAAGCCGGCAACGUCGACCAGUCGCGUCUCCUGCAGCAAACCAUCUGCUACGACAAGCAGAAGAAAUGGUCGAUUUCGGUCUCUUGGGGCUACUCGGUCCACAUUUACGAGAUCAUUCACCCCCGCGCCAUGCUGAAGAGGCCCCUCGAAACGUUUGAGCCGUGGCCGAGGAAUGCCAAGCCCCCCAAGUUCAUGUUCAACACCCGCUGGCCAUGCGAGACCCCUAGUGUCUUCUUCUUCGGCAGCAUCGAAAAAACCUCCGACAAUCUAACUCUUACGACCUACGCUCGAGCGCCCUCCCCUGGUAAGCCAAAUUGCCAAUGGAAAGGCAACCAAACCGCGGCGCAUAUCACCAAAGUCCAGGUCUUCUCAUCGGCAACAAAGCUCAGCGGGGUUGAAAGAAGUGAAUGCUGCGAUAUUACAAGCAUGGCUGGAACAGACGUUGCAGAAGUGACACUAAGGGCAUGCAAGGAUGACGAGAUAAUUGGAUAA